CGUGGCGAAGCUCUGUUACAGACGAGACAUAGCUAAAGGAGGAGUGUUUCUUCUCUCUACUUCUAGUGCUACAUUGCGACUCGAUUUGACACAAGUCAAAACCUCCGAACGACCUCAAUUCACCACUCCUGACUCCCAACCAAGAACAGAACUGGAUCAUUAGUAUUAUUUAUCACGCCUAAGGAAGCACCAUAGCUGUGUUCUUCUCAUAUAAACACAGUAUCUUAAACAUCAUUAUUAUAUUACUCUUGACGAUUAACAUCCAUCACACGUUAUUAUACUGCUAAACAAUACAUAUCCUUGUCAAUUAAACUUAAAAAUGCCUCAUAUUCGUCAUCAUAAAUCUCUCUUGCAUUACUCGUAGUGGUAUUGUUAGAAUAAUGCUCAGAAGAUCAUAAAUACUGAGUAGAAUUUUCAGUGGCACCAGAAUACGGUUACUGACUUCCACACACAUUAGGUCUGUUGGUCAUUCCACUCAUCCACACACAGAACUAAGGCAUUCCACCAGAUUGUAUUUAUUACGUACUUAUCAUUAUAUUAACACCGAAACUGAAAGUGGGUCACAUAAACCUGGCUACCCGUUAAGGACAGUGUGGAUGUAGCAUACUGCACACCUAAACCUUCAGUACACAAGGAGUCAACCUGGUCGGUACUGCACUCGACCUUCUCCACUUCUCCAGCUUGUGAAUUCAGGUACACCAUUUACACCUGGGUGGCUUGAGAGUGUCCCGGGAUCGAACCAGUGACCCUUAGGACAAAAAAACAAGAACUACAUCCACUCAGCCACUGCAUCCUAUAAUCCUACAACAGGAACUUACUCAAUUUCACACACAAAAACUGUUAAAGAAUCCUCAAGGACUAUUAAUACUAAACCGUAUAUAAUUAUUUAAGUAAUACAUAACAAAUUUAUUAAACUAAAAGAAAUACAUAUUUAUAUAAAACAAACAAAAAACAACAACAAGAGGACCCUAGACAGACAUGGCUGGCUGUCUGUCAACGCUCGCCAAGGGGUUCUGGAAGGUGCUUGACAAGUACCCAGUAACCCGCGGGAUGGUCACUUAUGCCGUGUUGUGGCCGGCGGGGAACCUCCUCCAGCAGGCAGUGGAUGGGUCCCGCACCUCUUAUGACCUGCUGGAGGCCCUACGCUACGGUGUUUACGGCUCCUGCCUCACCGCCCCUCUGCUGUACAAGUGGAUCAAGGUGUUGUGUUACUUCAUACCUGGUACAACACUCCGUCACGCCAUUGCGAAGGGUUACGUGGACCAGCUGGUGUUCGCUCCCUUGAACAUCUCUCAGUUCUACCUGGGCAUGUCGCUGUUGGAGGGCCGCCCGCUAGAGGAGACCGUACAGGAAUGGCAGGACAAGAUGUUACCUACCUGGAUGAUAAGUCUCUCCAUCUGGCCCGUCAUCCAGACUCUCAACUUUAGCAUGGUGCCAGAGAAGAACCGCGUGAUGGCCAUAUCGUGUGGGUCCUUCCUGUGGAUGAUCUUCCUCUCUUACAUGCACCACACCAAGGCGGAGGAGCUGCCUGAAGAACUUACCACGCGUCGGGUUCAUUAUGACUACAAACACGGUCAGAGAGAGGUGUUGGAGUUUCUAGUGGCCGGGCACAAGUUUGAUCACACCGCUGCUGCCAAGGUGUGGAGCGGGUCCGUGUUCCCCGUGACGGCCCACUGCAGCCCCAGCAACACUCAGCCCCAGGGCGAAGAGGUCGUCAAGAAAACUCAGUGACCCCGGCCUCUUCCUUAUUCCCCUCCGCCACGACACAAACACCCAGCCACCUCACCCUUACCAACACUCUCACUCCAACAGUACCCACCUUCACCAACACCCACCUACCCUCACUAUUAUCCGCCCACUCUCAUUAACAACCAUCUACCCUCACCGGCACCCUCCCUCACCAACACCUACCCUCCCUCACCAACACCUACCAUCCCUCACAAACGCCUACCAU
This is a messenger RNA of Homarus americanus (American lobster), 1954 nucleotides long. RefSeq names its product protein sym1-like. The coding region runs from base 979 to 1731 and encodes 250 amino acids. The record is from RefSeq and is a predicted model, not a curated record. The transcript is spliced from 6 exons. Gene Ontology annotation, cellular component: cytoplasm; membrane. NCBI's taxonomy places the organism in Eukaryota, Metazoa, Arthropoda, Malacostraca, Decapoda, Nephropidae.